UCACCUAAAGUAAACAGUAGAAAAGAAACAGCGAUUGACAAAGUGAAAGUAAAACGUCUUGAAAACAAAAACAAAGGCAGCACUUCCUCGACAAAAACCGAAGGCAUCAUGGCAGAAGGACCUGCCAGCCUCAACGAGCCCCUGACUGACCAAUGGGACCUGUGUGAAGAGGCUACUAAAGAACUUGAUUGCCGUACCGUCAGGUUCUUUAGCAAAGUGCCGGGGGACAUUCAAAACCACAUAAAGGACCUAAAGUCCUAUCUGAAUGUACCCCACUUCACCGAAGUGAGCUCGACAGACUGGUGUGAUGUCAUUCUCAACUUCUGCCCAGUGGAUUCUGAUUCUGAUUCUGCUUCUCGCAUUCAGGAGGUCAUCAAAGAGAUUCCAGAUUGCAAACCUGCCAUCUUGGUUUUGAUGCACCACACUUCCGAGCCUGAGUACACGGUGCCAGACAGCAGUGGGUUUGGUAAGGAGGGGGCCGUCCACAUCGUGAACUUCCUGUACCAGGAGGAGGAGGGGCUUCUCAAAUGCCCACAGAACGAUAGGGCACGCACAACAUUCUUAGAGGCCUUAGGAAGUUUUGAACAAUGGGACACUUGUGAAGAUGCAGAGCAUGCUGAGUGCCCAACAGUGCGUUUCCAUAGCAUUGUUCCAGGAACCGUCAAAAAACACGUUGGCAUGUUCAAGGAAAUUUUGGAUGGAAAUCCUGAAGUGACGAAAGUGUCUGGGCCAAAAUGGUCCGAUGUCACAAUGGCAUUCUGUCCCAUCGUAUCACGAGUUGGAACCGAUAUCGAAGCUGCCCUCAAGAACAUUGAAGAUUCGAAGCCCGGUAUCCUGGUUGCAAUGCACCAUACAUUUGACCGGGAGUAUGUCAUACCGAACACCAAGCGUUUUUCAAAGUCGAAGGACGUUCUGAUCGUGGACUGCUUGUUUCAUGAGGACAUGGGCCUCCUACGCUGUAAGGCGAACGACGACGCAUGGCAGGCCAUUCAGACACGCGUGGAGGAGGAAGUCAGGAAGAAGCACUUGGAAGAGGAGCAGAAGAAAGGAAAAUCUGCCCAAACCUCUGAGAAACCAGACAAUGACAAUGCCGAUGACGAUGGCAACCUGACAAUCCUCUGACCUUCAGGAACAGGACUAUGGUUUACUUGACACCGAACUUUACUGAACUUUAAGUUUAUAACAUUUCGCUUUAACUGUUUCAGACAACAAAGAAGGAAGCCACAAUAAACAGCAAUAGGAAAACAUUCAACAAUAUACAGUAUGUAUACGUACUACUUAAUUAUGAAGCCAUCUGUGUGAAGGAUCAAAACUCAAGAUAAGUGUCAAAAUAAAUACAGUACAUGAAUGAAAAACAACUAGACAAAAGCUUUUGAGUUAUAAGUUGUAACUGCAGAAUACACUGGAGAUUACAUGGAUGCUCACCGACAAAAAGAAACGAGCAAAGAAUUCAUUCUGUGAUGAUGAUUAUCCUAUGCCUAUGGCCUAUGGUCCUUAACCACUCUGCCCCCAACCCCAACUCUACCCCCCUCCUCUCCUCUCUCUUUAUUCCCCUGCCUAUUCUCCUUUGUAAAGCGACCUUGGGUUACUUGAAAGGCACUAUAUAAAGCCAAGUUAUUAUUAUUAUUAUUAUUAUUAUUAUUAUUAUUAUUAUUAUUAUUAUUAUUAUACAUUCAACAUGUUAACAGAGCUGUAAUUUAGCAUAUUACAAUGCGUGUGUUUACUUAAUAUAAUUUUAUGUUCUUGACAGUGUCACAGUUAAAUCCAUUACAGAUACAGCAGUUCUGGUAAUUGUCUAUGAUUUAGAAAUUAAGUGUCACUGGAUUUCCAUAUGUUCAUAUGCACUUUAAUUUAUGGCUUAUUUUCAGAACUUGUGUCAAAGAACUAAAGCCGUAACAUGGAAUAUGAUAAGUGAUGAAUAAAGUUGAUGUGAUUGUAUGAAGGGCAAAUCAGCAUUUUAAUUUCACAGUUUUACAAGAUUCAAAUGUAGUAAACUUGACCCGAGCCGAAGAGAAUGUUUAGAAGAAGCCUAGCUAUUAAGACCAUACAGUUGGGCAUUUUACUCACAAAUAAAAAGUUUCAUGUGUUUCUAAAAUGUAUCUGUCACAAUCUUUUAUGCACAUGCACCUGAUUAUAUGCA
Molecule: messenger RNA, 2140 nt
Organism: Engraulis encrasicolus (European anchovy)
Lineage: Eukaryota; Metazoa; Chordata; Actinopteri; Clupeiformes; Engraulidae
Exons: 10
Coding region: 109-1122 (337 amino acids)
Source: RefSeq, a predicted model, not a curated record